Telopea speciosissima is the source of this 2865-nucleotide messenger RNA. RefSeq names its product disease resistance protein RUN1-like. The record is from RefSeq and is a predicted model, not a curated record. Lineage: Eukaryota; Viridiplantae; Streptophyta; Magnoliopsida; Proteales; Proteaceae. Gene Ontology annotation, biological process: signal transduction; defense response. Gene Ontology annotation, molecular function: ADP binding. Bases 40 to 2865 code for a protein of 941 amino acids. The transcript has 4 exons.
CUGAUCUUGUUGUGCUUUGUCCAGUACUACUCUGCCGAGAUGAGUUACGGAGCCUCUUCUUCCUCCCGUCAGUGGAAGUAUGAUGUCUUCUUGAGCUUUUGCGGUCAGGACACUCGCACCAACUUCACGGAUCACCUCUUUAACUGGUUGGAUAGGGAUGGAAUUCGCACCUUUAGAGACGACAAAGAGCUAAACAGAGGAGAGGAUAUACCUUCAGAACUGACGGAAGCCAUCGAAGGUUGUAGGAUUGCCAUUAUUGUCUUCUCUGAGAAUUAUGCUUCUUCCACCUGGUGCCUUAACGAGCUGGUGAAGAUCCUUGAUUGCAAAAAAGAUGGCCGAAUGGAAAAGGUUCUCCCUGUUUUCUACAAGAUGAAUCCAUCUGAUGUCAGGAAACAGAGUAACACUUACACGGAGGCAUUUAUGAGACACGAAGAGCGUUUCAUGGAUGAGAUGGGGAAAGUGGAGACAUGGAGGGCUUCUCUCAAAGAAGCUGCGAAUAUGUCAGGGUGGGAUCAAAGAAAUGUUGCAAAUGGGCAUGAGGCGGAGCUUAUAAAGAAAAUUGGUGAAGAAGUGUUGACAAUAUUGAAGCCCACAUGCUUGGAUGUUGCAGAGCAUCCAAUCGGGUUAGAAUCUCACAUUGAGCGUAUAAGUUGUUUGCUAAAUGAUGGAGGACUGAAUGUUGUUCGGAUCGUAGGGAUAUGUGGCCCUGGUGGAAUAGGUAAAACAACCAUAGCGAAAGCUGUUUUCAACGUCAUGUUUAGUAAUUUUGAAGGUAGCUGUUUUCUUGCUAAUGUUAGAGAGGUUUCAAGAAAAGAGGGUUUUGUUUUCUUACAAAAACAGCUUCUCUCUGGUGUUUUGAAGAGAAAAGCCAUAGACAUAGACAAUGAGGAUCAAGGAAUCAUUACCAUCAGAGACCGUCUAUGUAAAAGAGUUCUUAUUGUUCUUGAUGAUGUGGACGACAGGGAACAAUUCUAUAGAUUGGUUGGAGGGCAUGAUUCAUUUGUUCCGGGAAGUCGAAUCAUCCUAACAACUAGAGACGAACAUUCGCUAAAUGGGCUGGAUGUGGAUGAAAAAUAUAAGUAUAGAGUCAAGACGAUGAAUCCAAAUGAAUCCCUUCAACUUUUCAGUCACCAUGCCUUUCGACAAAAUCAUCCAUCAAAAGGUUAUGAGCAACUCUCAAAUAUGGUAGUAGAUUAUGCAGGGGGCCUUCCAUUAGCUCUUAAGGUUUUGGGUUCUCAUCUAUACAAUAGAUUUCAAGUUGAAUGGGAAACGGAAUUGGAGAAUUUAAGACGGAUACCCGAUGAUAAGAUUUUUAAAAUACUUGAAAUAAGUUAUAAUGGAUUACAUAGUUCCAAACAGACAAUAUUUCUUGAUAUAUCAUGCUUUUUCAUUGGAGAGAAAAAAGAUUUUGUGAUUACAAUUCUAGAUGCUUGUGGUCUGGGCGGAGAAGCUGGAAUUAAACUUCUCAUAGAGAGGUCUCUAGUAACAAUUGAUGAAGAUAACAUGGUAUGUAUGCAUGACCUGAUUCGAGACAUGGGAAGGGAAAUUGUUCGUAGACAGUCUUUUGAGACGCCUGGAAGACGCAGUAGAUUGUGGGAUAGUGACGAUGCCAUUGAUGUAUUGAUAAACCUCACUGGAACUGAUGCAGUUAAAGGCCUUCAAUUACACUUGUCUGAAUAUAAUGUGAACGAGUUCAAUCUGUUGACCAUUGAAGGAUUUUCUAAAAUGCCUAAUCUAAGAUUACUCAGUAUCGAUGAUUUCUCGUUCAACAACAAAAUAGAUCCAGAAAUUUUUCUUCAGGAACGGGUUUUUUGUUUCAGAAACUUAGUUUGGCUUAGCUGGGAAGGUUUCCCUUUCGAAUAUAUACCAAAUAAUUUUCAUUUGCGGAGCCUUGUUAUUCUUGACAUACAAAAUAGCAAACUCAAAGAAGUUUGGAAGGGAACCAAGUGUUUCACAAAGUUGAAGGAACUUAAACUUAGUUAUUCUCGGUACCUAACCCAUACGCCUGACUUCUCAGGGCUCCCAAAUCUUGAGAAACUGGUUCUCUCUUGUUGUACAAGUUUAAUUGAAGUUCAUGAAAGUGUUAAUUCUCUGAAGAAACUUGUUCACUUGGAUCUAAAAUUUUGCUGUAAACUCAGGAAUCUUCCGAACGGUAUUGCUUUCUGCUCAAAACUUGAAACUCUGAAUGUUUGUGGUUGCAAUUUCGAGUUACUCCCAAUGCUUCCAUCAAGUUUGCAUUGUCUUCGUGCAUCAAAUUGCUUGAUGUUGGAAAGGUUACCAAAUCUGUCAAACUUGAAGCAGCUACUGAUGCUAGAUCUUUCAGGGUGUACGAGUGUGACUGAAAUUGAAGGGUUUGAGGGUUUGAAGUCUGCAACAACUAUAGAUUUAAAUGGGUGCUUCAAUUUGAAAAGUUGUGUCAAGGAGAGAAUCUUUCAGGUUGGAAAUCAUAACGUCUGUGAGGUGUUUGUGGAUUGGACAGAGGAGGUUCCGAAGUUGGUUGGCUUUGAAUUUGAAAGUGAGUCAUCAUCGUCAGAUUCAUUAACUUGUCAGGUUACUCAUAACAAUCAACAAGAAGGGUUGAUUUUAUGCAUUGCUUUUUCGACCUGGAAAUAUGAAGCUGAUCUAAUGGCUGUAGUUCAUAAUAAUUCAAAGAAUUUUACAUGGAGAUAUGGAUUUAAAAAUAUUAGAUAUUCCAGCUGGGAUGCAAGUAUUACUUGGGUGAUAAAGAUACCGAAUUGUGUUUGGAAAUCAAUUGCUGAAUAUGGGGAUACUAUCAAUGUUUCAGUCCUCCAUGAAAGAGAUCAUCCCCCAUAUAGACUUGGGAAAUUCAAUAAGGUGAAGAAAAUUGGGGUCCAUUUCUUCUAG